AUGGAAAACCCCUGGAGGAGGAGGAGGAGGACGCAGGCGGUGAGAUGGAAGUUGAACUCGUUGCUGCUCUGUUUAUUCACCGGUGGUAGUGAGGCCCAGUGUGAGGGCUGUAUAGAGUACUGCUGCGAUGGGUCGCCGCCUUUCUGCUGUUCCUACUACGCCUACGUGGGAGAUGUCCUCUCGGGCACUGCCAUCUCCGGUAUUGUUUUUGGCGUGGUGUUUUUGAUGGGAGCGGUGGCAGCUUUGUUCCUGUGUGUGUGCAUGUGCAUGAAGAACGGGCGGGGUGCGCGGGUCGGCGUGUUCAGCACCUCCUAUAACAUCAGCACCGUGACACAGGGCUAUCCAGGUCCCCCGCCUCCAUACACCUAUGACUGUGAGAUGUACCCUCCAUCCCUUCACCCCCCGCCCUACACCCCAACACAGCCUAGAUCAGCGAACUACUCCCCACCUCCUCCUUACCCCGGCUGCACCCGAAAGUGAAUCCCUUCUGCGCUGAACGUGCACCGGCCAGCUCGGGUGAAGCCGCCGUGGCCCAGAUUCUCAGACACGGAGACGCCUGUGCAUCCCCCGAACUCUAAAGCAGAGAUGGCGCAAUUUGGGUGUGACCACCAAAAAUUACCACACUGAAAACACAAACAUAACCGGCAGGCCAGAAUACCCGGUUCAGCUUUCCUGCAUUUCUGCCGCUCUGGAGUUGAGGACACGGUGGGGAAGUAAUUAUUUAGCAAAAUGUGGGUCAAGCUGGCCAAAGAGCCUCAUCUCGGCUGAUCAUAGACUUAACAGUCAGCAGCCCUGCUGGCCUGCAGCUGGCACUUCUUGCCCGCUAAUAACCGAUAUCCCUUAUCCGUCCCCACCUGUGCACAUCAGAGGCAGCGCACCGCUCAAAUGAUCACUUUUGUCAACACGGAGGGGAAAGCUGGCAUCACUUGAGGCAAAAAACACAGACACAGUGGAGACUUUGGUUUUGCAGCCCUCCAGUUUUUUGUUUUUGUUAAAUUAAAUGUGAUUAAAUGUGUUUUAAACAAGUCAGGUCUGGACCUGCCUGUCACACACAGACUUGAAUAUAACUCAUAAUAAUGCCAAUCUUAAUAGAAUGGAUGGCUUGAAAUGACUCGUCAGUAAAUGAAUUGUUUAUUUUUAAUUGCCUUACUUGAAGCAAUGUGGUAUGAACUGGGUUUUGUUGUUUAAAUUCUUGAACUAAAAUGGUAACACGUUGAUUGUGGAAUUACACCUGAAGGCUGACUUAAAAAGAUUUGAAUCUAAAGUGAACGCAGCCACAGCACAAUGAAGUCACUUUCCCGGUCCUGACUGUGAACGAUGGGAAGGAUUUAACCAUGUAAAUAUUGAGAUAAAUAAAGUGCUUCUUUACUGUUGUCGGUGUUGUAAAUAAAACGUGUUUUUU
Archocentrus centrarchus (flier cichlid) is the source of this 1402-nucleotide messenger RNA. RefSeq names its product cysteine/tyrosine-rich 1 (gene cyyr1). The record is from RefSeq and is a predicted model, not a curated record. Bases 1 to 480 code for a protein of 159 amino acids. The transcript is spliced from 4 exons. Lineage: Eukaryota; Metazoa; Chordata; Actinopteri; Cichliformes; Cichlidae.